Molecule: messenger RNA, 2654 nt
Organism: Homarus americanus (American lobster)
Lineage: Eukaryota; Metazoa; Arthropoda; Malacostraca; Decapoda; Nephropidae
Product: ankyrin repeat domain-containing protein 54-like
Exons: 7
Coding region: 124-1293 (389 amino acids)
Molecular function (GO): protein binding
Source: RefSeq, a predicted model, not a curated record
CAUAAGACGUAAAUAUCAGUAUAAAGUUUAUUCACAUGGCGUCAGUCUGUAGGAGUUAUUGAAUCAUUAUUACUAACAUUGAUUAUUCCAGUUUAAAUACAUUAUCAAGUGAGUAGCACAGCAAUGGACUCUGGUAUUGACUCAACAGACAGUAGUAACGGGAGCCUGGAGGAGGGUGGGGGUGUGGUGAUGGAGGGGGCGGUCUCUGGCUCUGCUGCACACAAUGAUCUUCCUCCUGCUCCUACAGCUCUCAGGACUCUCGCUGCUGCAGCUGCUGCCACUAACCCCGUGCCUUCACCUUUAAAGAAACUAGCAGCCACUGCCCUUAAUGAUAAUCCGACAGUGUUAGAGAAUCGAGAAAACAAUAAUGAGUGUGAAGUAUCAGUUGAUGCUGUAGACGCCCCAGCAAGUACAGCACCACUUUCUAAAAUGCCCAAGUUGGAUGUUCCAGAAGGAAGUCAGCUACAACUACACUUCCCUGUACCAGAGGAUGGAAGCAGUGAGGAAGGAGGAGGCACGACCUUUGAGCUAGAACCUCCGCCUGGAUUAACCUUCGCCAAUGUAUCACCGUCUAUGUACCUCAGCCGUGGCUAUGAUGCAUACUCACAAGGUUACUCCUACUCCGUGGUGCCGUAUGAAAACAACGCCCUUCAGAAGAAGCUACGGACGAUACGACUGAGAAUGAGACAACAGAAUUAUCAAAUCUUGUCCCCUAAAGCAAAAGAGAGAAAGCUUCGCAUAGCGGUCAGCUUAAAUAAUGUACAAACUGUUGAACAGCUUCUAAGAGAAGGCAUUAAUCCAAAAGUCACUGAUGAUAAGGAGAGAUCCCCUCUGCACAUUGCUGCUUCUAAAGGCUAUACAGAUAUUGCAAGACUGUUGCUUCAGCAUGGGGCUGAUCCAAAUCAACGAGAUGCCAUUGGCAAUACUGCUCUCCAUCUCGCAGCUUGUACUUCCCAUAUUCCUACAGUCACUCUUCUCUUGAAGGCAGGUACCAAUGUGAGGCAGACAGACAACCAGGGUUACUCACCUCUACACCUGGCCCGCUCCAAGCUGAAGCUCCUCCAGAGAGAUAAUAACUCUUCCUCUCAAGAAAUCAAGAAACAAGUUUAUCAGGUUAUAGAAAUGAUGCAAACUUUCCUGGAAUGUGCAGGAAGUGUAGAGGAGGCUGAGCUGCUCACAUCUUUUACUAGUCAGCUGUCACUGUCUGACUCCCGCCAACAGGUGGAGAGUGAUGUACAGGCUCUCCUCAAUUCUCUCAAUGACCUCAGUCUUGUCAAGUCUAAGGCUGCAUGAAAGACAGAAUGCUACUCACAAAAACUCAUACGAUGUAAUCACGUGUUGUGAACUCGAACUAUGUGGACUUGCUAAGUGUAGAGUGUUGUGAAGACAAGGUAUCAUAGAAUUAAUAAGCUAGUGAUACAGUAUUUUGUAAUACUUGGGGCCUUAGAGAGUUCUUUCAGAGAUCUUCUGAGGUGUACAGUGUUCUGAUUACAGAUGAUGCAAAUAUGUUGUAUUUUAACAAAGUACAGUAGCUUCAUUGCUGACUUAUCAAGUAUUGAAGAAAUCUUAUCUGAUGCUGACCUAAACCUCUAAAGAAAGUUUUUAAUGGUAUUUGCAGUUAGGUAAUAAGAUAAAUGAGGCAAUGAAGCAUCAUACUUUAAAUUCUAAAAGGGUAACCAUUAAAAUUUAAAUAUUUGUGCCUAAAAUUCAUAAAUGUAUAUUAACACCUGCCUCUGUGUGGUGGCAGUGGCAUGAUAAACAUGUUAGAAAACAAUACAGAAACAGUGGAACCAUUUAGGUUUUGAACGAAGGUUUGAAUCUAAGAGUCACUCAAGGUAGGUUGUUAAUGUUGUAAGUCUCAUAACUUGGUAAUCCUGAGCUAGUCAGUUUCCUACUUGUGCUAGGCAGAACAUUGAACAUUAUCUCUUAGAUAUUCCAUUUUAUUGCAUUAGCUAUAACCCCAUAAACAUGUACUUGGGGUGAUUUAUGUACAGAAAGAACUAGAGAAAUAUAUUUCAAUGAGUGAAUCCCUAAAAUGUGAAACAAACAAAAAAUAUAUAUAUAAUGCCAAUAAAUUGAACAACAUAUGUAACAGAAAAACAAGGACUUCCACAAUACUUCUGUACAGUAGAACACUUGCCAUGCAUGUAUUCUCUUUGCAUUUUAAGAAAGUUUGCCUUCAGGAAGAAAAUGUAUAUACCUGUACUGUACUGUGACAUAGAAAUACCAAAUAGUGAAAGAUAUGCAAUAUUUUCAAUGAGAGAGGAAAUUAUCAGAGAGAAAUGAAAUGUAAGAAUACUUCUAGAUAUCAUUUUCCACACAAAAAUAUAUGUCAAAGGUUCAUGUAACCUGUGUCCAGUAAUCCUAGGUUGGAAAUUUAUUUUAUUUUAUUUUAUUGUUAUUUAUUAUUUAUUUUAUUUAUUUUUUAUAAUAAAGUGUUUCAGAAAUCCUCAGAGCAACUAAGUUAUGUACAUUAUAUCUAAGUUAUCUAAUAUUUAAAUGAAUUAAAUUGCAUAUCUGUGUUAAGAGUAUGUGUACUUGUCAUAAUACACAUGAUUUUUGGUUUCACAAAUACUUUGAUUCCUAAAACACAUUUAGACAACCAAAAUUUUUGAUUUAUAAAGUUAUUAUCCAUAUAAAUCAGACUAUUUUGA